AUGCACCAUGAACCUAAACUCGACACACACUCCUCCUACCCAGAAGGAGGCCGUGCAGCCAAUCUAGUGGUCCUGGGCAGUUUCAGCGCCAUCAUGGGAGGACUAGGACUGAUGAACAGCAUUGGCGUCUACCAAGCAUGGAUCGCAACUCACCAACUGUCGACCAUCAGCGAAGGCCAAAUCGGGUGGAUCUUCGGCCUAUACAACUUCCUGGUCUUCUUCUGCGGCAUCCAGAUCGGACCGAUCUUCGACGUGCGCGGGCCGCGCCUGCUCAUGUGGUUGGGGUCCAGUUUGCUCGUCCUCACCUUCGUGUUAAUGGGGUUCUGUCGCGCAUACUGGCAUUUCCUCGUGGUGAUUGGGAUCCUGGGCGGGAUGGGCACGUCGUUUAUUUUCAUUGUCCCCGUCGCAACUAUCGGCCACUACUUCUGUCGGCGGCGCGGCGCGGCUACGGGCCUUGCCAUGUCUGGUGGUAGUCUCGGCGGCGUGGUCUUCCCGCUGGUUCUGGAGACUCUGGCGCCGCGGCUGGGGUUUGCCUGGGCAACUCGCAUUGUAGGGCUAGUCACGCUGGUACUGCUGGUUCUUGGUUGCUUGCUCGUCCGGCUCGAUAUCCCCUCCAAACCGCCUGUUUCGCCGCCGUCGGCUAAGGUCUUCCUGCCCGAUCUCACGAUCCUCGCUGAACCCGUUCUGGCACUCACCACACUGGGUGUGUUCUUCAUCGAAUGGGGGUUCUUCAUCCCGCUCGAGUAUAUUGCCUCGUACGCUCUUGCAAGUGGGAUCUCGCACCGGCUCGCGUUCCAGAUGGUGGUGUUUCUCAAUGCGGGCUCCUUUCCUGGCCGCUGGCUGCCGGGCAUUCUGGCGGACCGCAUCGGGCGGUUCAACACGCUGAUCUUGACGAAUGUUCUCUGUCUGAUUUCCGUCUUGGGGAUCUGGAUGCCUGCCAACGGAAACAUCGUAGCGACGGUGAUUUUCUCGGUGGUGUUUGGGUUCGGCAGCGGUAGCAAUAUUAGUCUGGUUCCUGUUUGCGUGGGCGAGCUGUGUCCUGUCGAGAAUUAUGGGCGGUAUUAUACAACUGUGUAUACCAUUGUCAGCUUCGGGGCUCUGACGGGUGUCCCGAUUGCCGGCGAGAUCAUCCAUCGGUGUCGUGGCAAGUACUGGGGGUUAAUUGCAUUUGCAGGGUGUGCUUAUGCGGCGGGACUGAGCUGUUUUAUUACGGUCAAAUGGCUUCAGAAUGCUAGGAGCAAAAAGAGUAGUGUCUGA
Messenger RNA from Penicillium alfredii, 1257 nucleotides. RefSeq lists its product as uncharacterized. Bases 1 to 1257 code for a protein of 418 amino acids. Gene Ontology annotation, molecular function: transmembrane transporter activity. The record is from RefSeq and is a predicted model, not a curated record. Lineage: Eukaryota; Fungi; Ascomycota; Eurotiomycetes; Eurotiales; Aspergillaceae. Gene Ontology annotation, cellular component: fungal-type vacuole membrane. The transcript has 2 exons. Gene Ontology annotation, biological process: transmembrane transport.